This is a messenger RNA of Drosophila innubila, 739 nucleotides long. RefSeq lists its product as uncharacterized. Lineage: Eukaryota; Metazoa; Arthropoda; Insecta; Diptera; Drosophilidae. The coding region runs from base 1 to 597 and encodes 198 amino acids. The record is from RefSeq and is a predicted model, not a curated record. The transcript is spliced from 3 exons.
AUGUUGUUGAACGCUCUCGUUUUGUUGCAAGUCCUUUUGGCGCUGUGCCAUGGCGCCUUGGCCGAAAAAAUGUUACGGCCUAAAUUUAAGGAAAUUAAGAUCUGGAGCGAAGAAAAAUAUGUCAGCCACAAGGUCACAUAUGAUCACGCCGAUCCACAUUUGAACUUCUCCAUGGAAGUGCAUCAGGAGCUGCAAGAUGUGGAUGUGCACUUGGAGGUACGCAUAUCCAACAAACUGGAUCCGACGUAUACAACCACUCUGAACACUACCCUGAAUGUCUGUCGUAUCCUGAACUUUGCCAACAAAUCACCGGUUGGUAGAUUUAUUCAUGGCUUCAUACGCGAGUAUGGCAACAUUGUCGAUACCUGUCCGAUUCCCAAAGGAUCAUACUUCAUCAAUAAGUUCUGGUGGCCGGAGGAUCCAACUACGGCUAUUCUGCCUGAGAUCGAGUUUGAAAUUCGCUACGAAGCCAAUCUUCUGGACGCCAGCAAGAAGCGUACUCUGAUUAUGAAUGAUCACUUCACUGGCGAGUUUACUGUUCAGGAUGUCAACAAUCUGAGGCCUGGUAUAUUUGCUAUGCUGCCUAAGACAAUUUAGUUCGAAGAACUCGUGCAACCAAAGUUCUGCUAGUUUCUAUUUUUAUCCAGCACAUUCAAUGGUAUUCUUUUAGUUUGUCUAUCAACUUUUCUGUUAUGUAUCAAAGAGCAAUAUAGUUGCCAAUAAGCGCAGCCAAAAGGUA